Messenger RNA from Adineta ricciae, 588 nucleotides. The record is from the annotation of a GenBank genome assembly. NCBI's taxonomy places the organism in Eukaryota, Metazoa, Rotifera, Eurotatoria, Adinetida, Adinetidae.
AUGUCUCAACAACAAUCAUCCAAUAACAAUUCAACAUUACGAGAAAUAGAAGAAUUCUUUCAAAAUGAAGGAAUGUAUCAAAUGAAUACGCCGCCGUCGCACCAACAAACCCAGGUUCAAGAUAAUAGUACGUCGGAAAAUGUUUCACUUGUAAGCGAAACACCUGGCCCCUUGAAUAUUGCUUUUAUCGAUGAUACUGCUGCUGCUGCUGCUGCUGCUGUUAUUGCCGUCGUCGCCACCGAACAACAACAACAACAACAACAACAACAACAACAACAACAACAACACGACCACGAAAUAGUCAAUUUAUGUACAACAACGAAACCAACUAUGUCAUCAACAGGUACAAUGCCAAGAACACCUGUAACAAUGGUAUCGACAGGCAUGAUGACCGACGCUUCAACGCAGACCGUUUCGAUAGGAACAAUGCCAGCAAGUCCUAUCGUCAUUGAUAUCGUUUCGCCUACAAUGGAAACUAUUGAUUUAGUUUCACCUAAAAUUCAAACUAUUGAUUUAUGUUCACCGAAUUCGCCAGCCAAUGAACAUGAUCAUUCUUCAGCUGCAACACCAAUUCUACCACCACAAUAA